AUGAAAUUACGUUCAUAUCUUUCCACCUGCUCCGCCACCAUCUGCACAGCUACUGACGACGACACGACCACCAUAACACAUCGACAAAAGUAUGGAGCACCGCCAGGUAAACUCCUAUUCUCCGACACAAGCAGUAGCAUCUCCGAUACUACCACCACAGCCACCAGUCCAUCCCUCGACACCAGUUACAGUUACAGCAGCAGCCUCCACAGCAACCUCUCUCUUCAAACUCUACCCUCCGUCCCUUCCCUCCAGAAACUCUCCCCUGAUACUCUCAACCUCGCCGUCUCCCAUGGCUACCUAACCUCCCUCAAACCCUCCCCACCCGGACGAGUCAACUACCUUGCCGUCCAUAACCACCUCCUCUACGCCGCCUCCGGCAACCUCAUUCACGUAUUCGAUACGGCAUCAUUCGCGCUACUGGAUGUCUUCAGCGUCAACGACUCUUCAUCUGGUUCAGUUAAAUCUGUUGCGUUUCACAACGGAAAAGUUUUUACUGCUCAUCAAGAUAGUAAGAUCCGAGUAUGGAAAUUAACAGAAAACAAACGUCACAAACACGCCGCGACGCUGCCGACGAUGGAGGAUCGGUUGCUGAGAUCGGUUUUAAAUAAAAAUUACGUGAAUGUCCGUCGUCAUAGACGGCGGUUAUGGAUCGAACACCACGACGCCGUCACUGGACUAGCGAUGAUAGAUAAUCAGCUAAUGUGUUCGGUUUCAUGGGAUAAAUACUUGAAAAUCUGGAAAACUUCAAACUUCCGAUGUGUGGAGAGUAUCAAAGCACACGACGACGCAAUCAACGCCGUCGUGGUGGCAACAGACGGCACUAUUUACACCGGAUCCGCCGAUCGCCGGAUUAAAGUAUGGGGGAAACUGUUUGGCGAGAAGAAACAUGGACUCAUUGCCACGUUGGAGAAGCACAAGUCAGCUGUCAACGCACUUGCUCUAAACGACGUCGGAUCAGUGCUGUUUUCAGGCGCCUGUGACCGGUCAAUCUUGGUGUGGGAAAAGGAAGACAGUGCAAACCAUAUGGCGGUGACCGGAGCGUUGCGGGGCCACAGUAAAGCAAUACUUUGUCUCAUCAACGUCUCAAAUUUAUUAUUCAGUGGGUCCGCUGAUCGAACGGUUAGGAUUUGGCAACGUGGGUCCCACGGCAAGUUUUGUUGUUUGACUGUAUUGGACGGGCAUACAGAGCCAGUCCGAUCGUUGGUGGCGGAUACAGAUUCAUCAGAAGAAUCUGUAUCUGUAUCAACAGUAACAGUGUUUAGCGGAAGUUUUGCGGGUGAAAUUAAGCUAUGGAAGGUUGAGGUCUCGAAUAUUGCAAGUCCGAUGUCAAGUCAUCUAUCUAAACUCAGACCAUGA
Molecule: messenger RNA, 1359 nt
Organism: Lactuca virosa
Lineage: Eukaryota; Viridiplantae; Streptophyta; Magnoliopsida; Asterales; Asteraceae
Source: the annotation of a GenBank genome assembly